AUGUUGUCUCCCAAAGGCGUCGCCUGCCUAGGCUUUGCAGCAGCUCUUCUCCUUGGCAAUCCAGUCUCUGCUGCUCCGCAAGCCCAUGAGGCUCGAUACCCCAAUGUGCCUCGCCUCGACAGUCGUGAUGACUCUUCCAACUCUACAACAAAUGGCACAAAAACAAGCUUAGAACCUAUAGUUCCUCCAACCGUUGACCCGGAAGACCUCUUCGUUCUCUCCCUUGCUACCAAUGUCACCUUAGCAUGGGCUGGCUCGCCUGACAACUCUUCCACCGACUCGAGCCCUCAGCGACGAAAGCUAAAGCGCGACGGCGGUAUCUUGUCACAAGCCCUUAUGACAUUUGCCUUUCCGACAAUUCCGCUUGACCAUUCGUUAUUCGUAACCGAUGUUAGCUGUACCAAGGGUAGUCUUACUGGCACUCUGAGCGACAACGCCUACGGAUUUGCGAAGAAGGAGUGGGCCGGCGUCGCCGAUAUUGUGUUUGUAACAUCAGUGGACGGCUGUGGUCUGGAUAAUCAAAACGACUUCUUUCAUGCGAAGUCUCUUUCCUUCUCCGACAGCAACAAGAGUUUCACUGCCACUGGAUCCUCGGCUGCGUUCACAGAUGUAGCUGAGCAUCUGAAUCUCAAAUGGGGCAACAUCGGAUCUACACAGGCGAAGCGCGCUGUUGAUAAGAGAGACAUGUUCGAGCCGCACGCUCUUGCUGCACGAGAUACCGAAUCAGUCACCUUAUCCUGGGACUACUGGCUUCAGGACGACGAUCAUCUCGGUACCGAUCCCGACGCCCCAUGGCCAGAUGCCGCUCCAUUGUAUAAAUGGGGCUCUGAGGGAGGCGAAGCGGAUGAUUCUUACUCAAAGGGCGAAAAUGCUGACCCCAGCGGCCACCACAAGCGUUCAAACGAAACCUCCGUUUCUACUCACUCUGCCCGUGAUCUCGAAUAUGGCUUGGCUCUCUACUGCAUUAACUGUGGAUUUGGUGGUUCAGCAACCCUAUGGGGUGAAAUUGACGCAUCCAUCUUACACCUUAGCGUCGACACACUGCAAGUCGGACUCACCGCCAACUUUGCCGCAGGACUCAAUCUUGGAAUGGAGGCGUUUUUCAAAUAUGAGAAAGAAUGGAAGAAGGAACUGGCCCGAAUCGGCCUGGGCGGUUUUGAGAUCCCCUUGAUCAUCGACGUUGGUCCUUUCAUCAGCGUCUCAGUAGACGCUAAUGUGAGCAUCGAAGCAACUGGCACUCUUGCCAUCGGCGCCUCCGUAUCUUGGCCAAACAUUGACAUCAUGCUGGAUUUGCUUGAUUCCAGCAACAGCCACUCAAAUGGCCUUUCUCCUCAGUUCUCGCACAUGGCCGAAGCUUCUGGGGAGCUUCAUCUUAUGGCAGCGCUGGGUUUGCCUAUCGAGGUGGGCGUUGGCAUCGAUAUUCUUGACGGAGCGUUUUCGCUGGACGCUGGUAUCGUGGAUACUCCUUCAAUCGUUGCGGAGGGCUCUUUCGAAAUCGCGGCCUCAGUCGGAGACGAUGGAGAAAUCGACGUCAGCCUUGGCGGUAGCUGUUACGGCAUUGCUUGGGAUAUCCACUUUGAGAACAGGCUUCAAGCUGUUUUAGAAGGUGAUUUCGUCGGCGAUGAUACAUACGACCUCAUCCCUAUUCAGGUCAGCGCUCCCAUUGCCCAGGGCUGCAUCGGAUACGUCAACGAUGGCACCGACGACAACUCAGACACGCCCCAGGGCGAAGGUUCCAGCGCAGGCAUGGGCGGCAAUGGCUUGAACAGUGGAGGACUUGGCAUGUCCGGCUCCGGCCACAAGCACUGCCAAGUCCACGAGCACUGCCAAGAGCUCAAGCAAGAGCACAAGCACUACUAA
Trichoderma gamsii is the source of this 1860-nucleotide messenger RNA. RefSeq lists its product as hypothetical. NCBI's taxonomy places the organism in Eukaryota, Fungi, Ascomycota, Sordariomycetes, Hypocreales, Hypocreaceae. The record is from RefSeq and is a predicted model, not a curated record. The coding region runs from base 1 to 1860 and encodes 619 amino acids. The transcript is spliced from 3 exons.